Messenger RNA from Saccostrea echinata, 1528 nucleotides. Its product is annotated as ADP-ribosylhydrolase ARH1-like. The record is from RefSeq and is a predicted model, not a curated record. The transcript is spliced from 13 exons. Lineage: Eukaryota; Metazoa; Mollusca; Bivalvia; Ostreida; Ostreidae. The coding region runs from base 129 to 1421 and encodes 430 amino acids.
UUUGUUUACGUUUUGUGUCAUGGCUAUUUCUGUAUUUCUGACUGUUGUCAACAAUAACCCGUUUUUGUGCACUGGCCAAAACAGGAAACUAUAAUUAAAUUUAGUAGAAGAAAAGAUCAAAUCCAGACAUGGUUUCCUUGCCCCUGCGCUAUGAGGCCGCUAUGGUCCUGAGUGCGGCUGGAGAUGCUCUGGGGUAUAAGAAUGGCUCCUGGGAGUUUUGUCAUCACGGAAAAGAAAUUAUAAAGGAGCUAAAUGCAUUAGGAGGAUUAAACGCUAUUAAAGUGAAACCACCAAAGUGGAUAGUCAGUGAUGACACUGUCAUGCAUUUAGCGACAUCUGAGGCCCUGACCACAUGUAAAAAAUCCAGAAAAGAUGAACUAUUUAAGGCAAUUGCUAGAAACUACAAACUGUGCAUGAAGGAUAUGAGAGACCGGGCACCAGGGCUGACGUGUACGGGCAGUGUUCAUGAGCUCAAACCAGACAGGCCCGACUGGAGAGAUGGAUGUAGAAUAAACUUUAAUGAGAGGGGAGGAGGAUGUGGUGCCGCCAUGAGAGCCAUGUGUAUUGGUCUCAGAUACCCACGUGAGACAGAACUAUCAGAUUUAAUUGCUGUAAGCAUUGAGGCAGGCAGGAUGACCCACCACCACCCCACAGGUUACCUUGGGAGUUUGGCUGCUGCUCUGUUUACAUCAUAUGCUAUACAAGGAAAGCCACCCAGAAAGUGGGGAGCUGGCUUAAUGAGUGUGCUGCCUAAAGCUCAGGAAUAUAUUAAGUCAGAGAAGUUCUUUGUGGAAGACAACUUAGAAGCUUGGAAUUAUUUUGAGGAACGUUGGAAAAAAUACCUUGAAGAGAAAGACCUCCUAGAAGGAAGCCAGGACCCAAAACCUGACAAUCUGGACGAAGAUGGCCGAGACAAGUUUUACAAAAGUCUGAGUUUCUCGGGCUGGGGUGGAGCCAGCGGUCAUGAUGCUCCUAUGAUUGCAUAUGAUGCUAUUCUGCAAUCAGGAAAAAACUGGGAAGAACUAUGCAAAAGAUCAAUGUUUCAUGGAGGAGACAGUGAUAGUACUGGGGUCAUUGCAGCCUGCUGUUAUGGGGCCAUGUAUGGGUAUGAUGGGGUACCAGAGGGGAAUUACAAGAAGCUCGAGUAUCAUAAAAGACUAGUGAAGCAGGCCAGAGAGUUGUAUGAAAUUGCUCACGGAUCUGGAGGGGAAGAUCCCAUGAUAGAUGAGGAUGACGAUAUGAUAAAAGAGGAGGAUGAAGAGAAGAAAAGGAAGGAAAAGAGCAGAAGGUGGCCGAGAAAGAGAGUGCUCAAGGGGAGAAAACUCUGGAGUCAGAGAAUGUACAGGAGAAAGUACAGACAACUGUAUGAUUGUUAUCUAGCUACUAUAGACUUGUGUUACUGGAAAAUGUCAUUGAAUUAAAAGAUGGUUUAUAGUUUUCUUAUUUCAACAUCUGUUAUUAGGUGAUAUUCCCAGAAGAAUGCUUAUGUUCUACUAGUACAUGUACAGGCCCGCAGAAGCAAUUUCAG